GGUAAGCAGGUAAAGGUGUUCCGCUCCGUCGGGCUCACGACUCAGGGAAGCAUAUCGAUGUUCUGUUUUUGAGGCUUUUGUGUCUUCGUUUUAGAGCUGAUUGCACGUAAGUGGCUAAACAUAUAAACCCAAGUGUUAGGCGUGAAUAUAAUGAUAAAGCAUUUUGUUUGGGGUAAACUAUGUAUCUACACAAACCCAUUUAAAGAAGCGAGAAAAUGGUGAAACAAGAGUCAGAGUCAGCCAAUCGGCCAGACAACACCGCCUUCACCCAGCAAAGGCUUCCGGCAUGGCAGCCUAUACUUUCUGCUGGAAUUGUAAUCCCAGGAUUUGUCCUCAUUGGGCUGGCCUUCAUCGGCAUUGGAGUCGCUCUCUUUGUCACUUCCAGGAGCAUCCAGGUGUUAGAGUUGGACUACACUGGGGAUAGCAACGGAUCACCAUGUUCUAGCUGCUCCCAGUCAGUUGUAACAAACUGCAAGUGCUCACUGAACUUCACCCUCACUACCCUGUUUCAGGGUCCUGUGUUCUUUUAUUACGGAUUGUCAAACUACUUCCAAAACUACAGAAGAUAUGGGGCAUCCAAAGACGAUAACCAGCUAUAUGGAGACCUGAGUUACUUUACAAGCCCCAGUAGUUCCUGUUCCCCCUAUGACUACGACAGCAGCAAAAAACCAAUUGUGCCAUGCGGAUCAAUAGCAAACAGCAUGUUCAAUGACACUUUCACGCUGACUUGGACCGUCAAUGGGACAACAAAUAACGUGCCCUUGGAUGGAAAAGGAAUAGCGUGGUGGACAGACUACAACAUCAAAUACAGAAAUCCAAGCGUUACACCUCUGAAGAAUGCCUUCAAUGGUACCGUGAAACCCAUAAAUUGGGCCAAGCCUGCUUAUGAGUUGGACGCAUCAGACCCUAGUAACAACGGGUUUGUGAAUCAAGAUUUCCUGGUGUGGAUGAGGAGGGCAGCACUGCCAAAUUUCAGAAAGCUGUAUCGACGAAUCGAUGCAAGCGGAGAUUAUCAAAAGGGUCUCCCAGCUGGAAACUACACGAUUGACAUCGCCUACAACUAUCCUGUUCGGGCUUUUAAUGGGGCGAAGAAGAUUGUGUUCAGCAAUGUGUCCUGGAUGGGUGGAAGGAAUGAAUUCCUCGGCAUUGCCUACCUCGUGAUUGGUUCCCUGUGUGUCGUGAUGUCCAUAGUUAUGCUCAUCGUCUAUGCUAAAUUCAAGUUCCCCGAUGAGGAAUGAGCAUCCUGUCAUGGACUUCAGCGGAUGUAUCGACUCGAUCGACGUUUUCAAUUAUCCUUUCCGUCUUUUUGGCCUUCAUUCGAUGAGGUGAUCAAGGUGCGGUUUAGUCCUCAUGUGAAAUGCUCAAAUUACGUAUUUUAUCCUGGGUAUGAAGAUUUAUCUUCGGAGGUGCAGACAAAGUCUGUUUUUAACUUUCAAAGGACUUGAUGCUGAUGUUACUGUAUUGAUUCCAUGCAACUAGUGAGCUAGCAUAAUUUAUUUUAUUUUUUUUUAAAAUGUUGGUAUAUAUAGUUUUCCACCGGCACAUCUGUAAACUAAUCCUUUACUUGUCUAGCCAACAAAUAGUCAUUGCCAGCAGACCUCUUAAAAACAUGCUUUUGUCAUCAAAAACUGAGCUGCAUUCUCACUUUAACUCAGUAACAAUAUUAAAGCCAUAAAUCAUUGAAAAGCUAUUUAAUCUGUGGGGUGUGUAAUAGAAGUUGCAAAUGUUGCUGUUACUCAGGGAUGCGGUGUAUAGGCUAAGCCCCUAAUUAUAUUUUCUCUUAACUUGUUCCAGUUUGAACUGUUUACUCUUUGAAACUCAUGCUUUACUUUAUCUUGGUAUUUAUUUAAAUAAACAUGACCAGAACGA
Messenger RNA from Haplochromis burtoni (Burton's mouthbrooder), 1869 nucleotides. It is a transcript of the gene tmem30b, whose product is annotated as transmembrane protein 30B. The coding region runs from base 216 to 1238 and encodes 340 amino acids. Gene Ontology annotation, biological process: phospholipid translocation. NCBI's taxonomy places the organism in Eukaryota, Metazoa, Chordata, Actinopteri, Cichliformes, Cichlidae. The transcript is spliced from 8 exons. The record is from RefSeq and is a predicted model, not a curated record. Gene Ontology annotation, cellular component: Golgi apparatus; endoplasmic reticulum; plasma membrane.